UUACAAAUAGUGUGAUAAAUAGACGCUCAAGAACAGCAGUCGCGUUUGCCUGCAUUGGUAACCAUAGCAACAGUACGUUGUUCUCUUUCCGUCACCGUCUGACGUAAGUCAACAAAAAAGUCCUGCCGUUUUCACAUUAUUAUUUACCACAAGCAAAAAUAAGAAAACUUAAGUGUUUUGUCAUUUGUAAAAACAGUUGACGGUUAGCGCACUGCGCUAAAAGACAAUUUGGCUUGCGCGAAACGAACCCCACCAGCAAAUUGCUAACAGAAAUCCCCCCAGAAGGUCGACCCCCUGAAGGUCAACGAAUAAUUGGGGGAUAAUUCGCACCCUCUUCUCUAGCAUACACUACUCUGCUGUUUCCCUCCAGCAUAUCCCUCCAUUCUCUGCAGCUGAUGCCGUGACGGUCGCCAUGAUGAUGUCGGGUUUUGCCUGCGGCAGCAGCAGCGAGCUGUGAGAGACACACACACGGCGACCGGGAGCGGAGCCGCGGAGUCCUCCGACCGACAUCAACGAGGACGCGUAUUUCCAGCCCCUCGCCGCAAAGCUGCUCACGGCAAGUGCAUAACAGUUUUCGAAAGCAAGGCUUGCUCCCUCCGCCAACGUUUCGUAUUUACCAAGAGAGGAAUUUAAAGAAAAAACAGCUUGCUAAGGCUUUUGCAGACCUGCCAGAGGAGGGGCAUAUGGGGCUUUGUAGCAAUGCAGAUCCCGUGCUGCUGAUGCGCUUUUGUUACUGCAUAAUGGAUAACCACAGAUAUCACCAUAUCUCAGUGGAUUGCUUUAAACUUCUUUGGUGACUUGUUUUGUGAAAAGUGUCCUUCAAAGGAGAAGCUGAAUUCGGGAAUACAUAAGCCUAGGUUAUAUACGUCAAAUCCACCGGCCAGGGUAGGGUCGAUGGCUGUAAGUUCUCUACAUCUAAGGACUGUGAAUUCAUGAUGUUGUGGACUGAUAUGGAUGCAUCCGUGCGAGAGGGACCAUGAUUAGGCUCGACAAUAUUUUCUGAGCCAUUAAGUUUUUCCGGAGCGUUCACGCAAGUGUGCCACUGGCCGGUCCCGUUUGCUACCGUGGGAGCAAAUACUGACCAUACUGUGAGACAUCAGCAGCAACUGAAAACAUGUCUGGAGAGGUGCGUUUGAAGAAGCUGGAGAAGCUGAUUCUAGAUGGCCCAUCUCAGUCCACGGGCCAGUGCUUCAGCGUGGAGACCUUGUUGGAUAUUCUUGUUUGCCUGUAUGAUGAGUGCAAUAAUUCUCCCCUCAGAAGAGAGAAAAACGUCCUGGAGUUCCUAGACUGGGCCAAACCUUUCACAUCCAAGGUGAAACAGAUGCGCUUGCACAAGGAAGAUUUCGAGAUCCUGAAGGUGAUUGGACGGGGAGCGUUUGGAGAGGUUGCAGUAGUAAAGGUGAAAAAUACAGACAAAGUAUUUGCCAUGAAGAUUCUCAACAAAUGGGAAAUGCUCAAAAGGGCUGAGACGGCAUGUUUUCGGGAGGAACGGGACGUGCUGGUGAACGGGGACAGUCAGUGGAUCACGACGUUACACUAUGCUUUCCAGGAUGAGAACAAUUUGUACCUGGUGAUGGACUACUAUGUAGGGGGAGAUCUGUUGACUCUGCUCAGUAAAUUUGAAGAUCGUUUGCCUGAAGACAUGGCCAAGUUCUAUCUGGCCGAAAUGGUCUUGGCUGUUGACUCUGUGCAUCAGCUAUAUUAUGUUCACAGGGAUAUUAAGCCAGACAAUAUCCUGAUGGACAUGAACGGUCACAUCCGGCUGGCUGACUUUGGCUCAUGCCUCAAGCUCAUGGGAGAUGGGACAGUCCAGUCCUCUGUGGCAGUUGGGACACCGGACUACAUCUCUCCAGAGAUCUUGCAGGCUAUGGAGGACGGGAAGGGGAAGUACGGGCCGGAGUGUGACUGGUGGUCUCUGGGUGUGUGCAUGUAUGAGAUGCUGUAUGGAGAGACGCCCUUUUAUGCUGAAUCUCUGGUGGAGACCUAUGGAAAGAUCAUGAAUCAUAAGGAGCGCUUCCAGUUCCCACUUCAGGUGACAGAUGUGUCUGAGGAGGCUAAAGAUCUCAUCCGGCGGCUGAUCUGCAGCAGAGAACACCGGUUAGGCCAGAAUGGGAUUGAUGACUUCAAACAGCACCCCUUUUUUACAGGCAUCGACUGGGACAACAUCCGCACAUGUGAAGCCCCUUACAUCCCCGAAGUCAGCAGCCCCACUGACACUUCCAACUUUGACGUGGAUGAUGAUUGCCUCAAAAACUGUGAGACGUUGCCCCCACCUUCACACACAGCAUUUUCUGGACACCACCUCCCAUUUGUAGGCUUCACCUAUACAAGCAAAUGCACACUAUCAGAUCGAGGGUGUCUGCGGGAGUCUAUUGGACCACCACAGGUAGAUGCUGAGCUUCAGCGAAGCCUGGAGGAGAGCCUGGCCUCAGAGGCCUAUGAGAGGAGGAUCCAACGUCUAGAGCAGGAGAAGACCGAACUUACGCGUAAACUACAGGAGUCCACACAAACAGUGCAGGCACUGCAGUACCCUGAUCCGGAUGCCCCAGUGAAUGCCAAUAAAGAGGUAGAGAUUCGGAGUUUAAAGAGUGAGAUCAACAUCUUGAAGAAACAGAUAGCAGACUCUGGUCAGCUGGAACAGCAGUUGGAGGAGGCCAGCACGGUUCGAAGAGACCUGGAAGACUCUUCUAAAGUCAUCAGGAGCUUAGAGAAACAGCUGAAGAGUGUCACGCAAGAGAAAGAUGAUCUGCACAAGGAGCUGCUGGAGUUGGCAGAGAAAGUGAAGGCUCAGGGGAAGGAGCUAAAGGAGGCUCACAGUCAAAAGAAGAUGGCCAUAGAGGAGUUCUCUGAGCUGAACGAGCAGCUGAGCGAUCUGCGCUCACAAAAGCAGCGGUUGAGCCGACAGUUCAGAGACAAAGAGGAGGAGACAGAAGGAAUUUCGCAGAAACUAGAGGCUCUACGGCUAGAGAUUCGCAAAGCUGAGAGAAUGCGCAAAGAGUUGGAGGCCCAGGCCGAGGAGCAAGCAGCAGAAGCUCAGAAAGAGAGAAAGCUACGAGAGAGAACCGAACAGUACAGCAGACAGUUGGAGGAGGAACUGGAAGGGAUGAAGCAGUUGAAGCAAGCUGGGCCGCCUCACGCAGCGGCAAGCUCAGACCAACAGCAGGAGCUGAUGCGCAUACGGGCAGAGCUGGACAAGAAGAACGUGCAGUACGAGGAGGAGUUGUGUCGCCGAGAGACUCUCCACAGCAGCGAGCUGAAGGGCCUGAAGAAGGAGCUACAUGAUGCUGAAGGUCAACACCUCACAUUCCAGAAAGAGAUUCUCAUGCUCAAAGACAAACUGGAGAAAACCCGCAGAGAAAGCCAAACUGAGCGAGAGGAGUUUGAGACGGAGCACAAGCAGAAGUACGAUAGGGAGAGAGCCCAUCUGACAGACGAAAACAAGAAGCUCGCAAGUGAAGUGGAGAAACUGAGCUCUAUGUAUGAGCAGCUCAGCAGUAGUCACAGGCAGCUGGAGGAGGAGAUGAGAGAGUUGGCUGAUAAGAAGGAGAGUGUUGCACAUUGGGAGGCCCAGAUCACUGAGAUCAUCCAGUGGGUGAGCGAUGAGAAAGAUGCUCGUGGUUACCUCCAAGCUCUAGCCACAAAAAUGACAGAGGAGCUUGAAGGGCUCAGGAGCACCAGCUUGGGAGCCAGAGGAACGGACAUGCCGUGGAAGAUGAGGCGCUUUGCAAAGCUGGACAUGUCUGCACGUCUGGAGCUGCAGUCUGCGCUGGAUGCCGAGAUCAGAGCCAAACAGUCCAUCCAGGACGAGCUUAACAAAGUCAAAGCAUCCAGCAUUGCCACAGAAUGUAAAUUGCAAGAUUCCGAAAGUAGAAACCAGGAGCUGCUUGCAGAAAUUGAGAGGCUGAGGAAGGAGACAGAGGAGCUGAGACUGAGGAGAGGAGUGAAGCAUCAGGAUUCCCAGAAUUCUUUCUUGGCGUUUCUCAAUGCGCCCACUUCUGCUCUGGAUCAGUUUGAUCGAUCACCCGCUUUUGGUCCUGGAAGCAAAACCAGACGUCUUGACUCGGCAGAUUUCACUCCCUCCAACACUCCAUCACGAGAUGAAGACUCAAGAUCUCGGCGUAUAUCACGCUCACGCUCCCCAUCCUCUGCCAGUGACAUGGAGCCUAUUGAGUUGAUUGACCACACGUCACGUAGUCUUCAGACUCCAACAGGAAGAUCCGGCUAUGGGAGCUUGGGACACUCAUCACCUAAGCCCAAGGCGCACCAAUUUAGUGUGAAGACCUUCACCGUUCCCACCAAAUGUGCCCAGUGUACCUCUCUAAUGGUGGGACUUAUCCGUCAGGGCUGCAUCUGUGAAGUCUGCAACUUCUCCUGUCACGUCACCUGUGCUGAUAAAGCACCCUCUGUGUGCCCCGUCGCACCAGACCAAACCAAGGGAAAACUGGGAAUUGACACUCAGAGGGGCAUUGGGACUGCAUAUGAGGGCCAUCUUAGGAUACCAAAGCCCACAGGAGUGAAAAAGGGUUGGCAGAGGGUCUUGGCAGUGGUAUGUGACUUCAAACUUUUCCUGUAUGAGCUUGGAGAAGGGAAAGGUGCCCAACCUGGUGUUAUAGUUAACCAGGUCAUUGACAUGAGGGAUGAAGAGUUUUCCGCCAGCUCUGUUCUGGAGUCUGAUGUCAUCCAUGCUAACAAGAAGGAUAUCCCCUGUAUUUUUAGGGUAACAGCAUCUCAGCUGUCUGCCUCCUCCAGUCAGAAGACAUGCAUCCUGAUCCUUGCUGACAAUGAGCAAGAGAGGUCGAAGUGGGUGUGCGCUCUGAAUGAACUGCACCGCAUAAUGAGGAAAAACAAGCUGAAGGAGCGCUUCGUGUAUGUGCCUAAAGAAGCGUAUGACAGCACUCUUCCUCUCAUCAAAACCACCCAGACUGCUGCUAUUAUAGACCAUGAACGGGUUGCUUUGGGGAAUGAGGAAGGCCUGUUUGUAAUCCACGUCACCAAAGACGAAAUUGUUCGCGUGGGUGACAUUAAGAAAGUGCAUCACGUAGAACUGAUGCCCACAGAGCACCUAAUGGCCGUCAUCUCGGGCAGGAACCGACAAGUGUGUCUGGUCCCCAUGGCGGGGCUCGAUGGGAGGGAGAUUGGCAAGAAUAAGGUGGCAGAUACUAAAAACUGUCAGGCGCUGGUGUCUGGUGUGGUGCGCAAUAGCACCUGCUUCUGCCUCGCCAUUAAACGGCAGAUCUCCUGCUAUGAAGUUAACAAGAGCAAAUCUCGCUACUGCCAUCUGGUGGACAUACAAGCUCCAGGAACUGUCCAGUGGAUGGCGCUCUUCGGCCAGCAAUUAUGUGUAGGCUAUCAAGCGGGCUUCAUGCGCUGCAGUUUGCAUGGAGAUGCACCUCCGGUCAGCUUACUUCACCCAGAUGACCCCACGUUGGCGUUUAUUAGAGCAGACAACUUGGAUGCCCUUUGUGCAGUGGAAAUCUCCAAUAAAGAACUGUUGCUCUGCUUCAGCAAAAUUGCAGUGUAUGUGGACACACAUGGCAGACGCUCGCGCCAACAGGAGCUGAUGUGGCCCGCGAUGCCCACCACCUGCUGCUACAACGCCCCCUACCUCUCAGUCUACAGUGAAAAUGCAGUGGAUGUGUUUGAUGUGAACACUAUGGAAUGGAUUCAGACCAUUCCUCUCAAAAAGGUCCGGCCGUUGAACAUGGAUGGCUCUUUGAAUCUCCUGGGCCUGGAGACGGUCAGACUCAUCUACUUCAGAAACAAGACUGCAGAGGGGGACGAACUGGUGGUGCCUGAGGUGUGUGAUAACAGCAGGAAGCAGAUGGUACGCAGCAUGAGCAACAAGAGACGGUUCUCAUUCCGUAUUCCUGAGGAGGAGAGACUGCAGCAGAGGAGAGACAUGUUGAAAGAUCCAGAGAAAAGGAACAAAUUGAUCUCAAAUCCUAUGAAUUUUAACCAUGUGGCUCAUAUGGGUCCUGGAGAUGGAAUGCAGAUCCUCAGAGAUCUACCAAUGGACAACCGAGCCGGGUUCAGCGGUUCCGUCAGCAUCCCCUCAAUCACCAAAAACCGAGCCGAACCUGGGCGAUCCAUGAGCGCAAGCAGUGGCCUAGGAAUGCGGUCCUCCUCUCAGAAUGGCAGUGCUCUGAGGAGAGAGCUAUCAAGCAGCAGCUACAGCUCUAAACGCCAGACCAUGACGUCACCCUCCGAGAGCUCGCUGUCGUCAGGAGGAGGGAUGGACGUGGGUGAAGCGCCGCUCUCUCAGUUUGAUAGAGAGUGGCAGGCAGUAUCGCCCUCGGAGAAGACCCCUGAUCUGAAAAGGGCUUUAAGGACCCUGCUUAGUAAAAUGAAGGACUCUGAUUCGCCCCGGCACUCCACAGCCUCCAACAGCUCCACCUUCAGCAGCCCGCCGAGCCCCGCCUCCCCGCACAAGACAAAGUCCCUCUCACUGGAGAGCACAGACCGCACAGCGUGGGACACAUGAUGGACUCAACAAUGAACCAGUCACAACAAACUCUGAGUCUGCCCCUCCCAGGCACUACAGGCCCCUCCCACUUAAUUUGCAUAAAGGAUCACCACUGGGGAACAUACAAAGGAGAACCCACACCAACACGAGAGUUUGUAUGUUUUGAGCGAUCAGGACAGGAGAAAAAAGUGGAAGUUAAUUCUGGAUGUUAAGGUGACUGGUGUUUGUACAUAGACUGGGGUUAGGGGUGAACUUUUAUUUAUUUCUCAUUCAGCCAUUUCAAGGUGGAAAAUACUGUCACGUCCCUCACUCUGUCCGUACGGGAAUGAUGAUUCCAUUCUAGAAUCCCACUAAAGAAUGCAAUGAUGUAUAUUUUUGAUUUGCUUUAAAAGUGAUGUGUGCAGUGAUUCGUUUGUUACUUCAGCUAAAUGGAUGAGAGGCCGCAGGUAUCAGGCGACCUCAUCUAUCGCUUCCUGUCCUAGAUUUGUAGGAAUUUCUAGAGGCUUUCUGACACGACGACAUCUUGGAAUCUGUUACCGUCGUCAUUAUCGCCAGUCUCCACGUAAUCCCAACCUUCCCGUGAGCCAACAUGACCUGUGAAAACGCUUCACAGUAAUGUACAUAGAUUAAAAGUAUAGUAUAAUAUAUAAUAAGGAAAUAUUGAAGAGUAGAAAAAAAAUCUCAUUGCUUUUAUUUUGUAAAAAUUAUUUUAAUAUACUCUCGCCAAGACCAUUUUUAAAAGCUUUAGUUGCAUCAUUUCCUUUAGACUUUUAUUUUUGGUUUAUGAGACAAUACUGCCUUGUGUAUUUGAAUUCUUUGUUUAGGAAUUUAACGAUUUUUGUGAGACACAGGCCAAGCUGUUUAACUACAAGUGUGCUUUAACUUUAAAAUCUGCAUUAUGUUUGGUCUCAGUUUCCAGAGAUUACGUGCAUUGACCGAAACUGUACAAAUAUCAGCAAGGUUGCAUACAAAUAUCAUAUUUCUGCAAACUAGAAACGAUUAAGUCCAAAUUGUGGAACUGGUCCGGCAUGUAAUCUGAGAUUUGCAGACAGACAAAAGACAUUUCGUUUUGUUCCUGGAUGGUUUCAUCUAAUACUCAACGCACUUUGCUUCACCCACAUAGUUUGGCUCUUUCUACCUUGGAAAAAUGUAUUUUCAGAAAACUUGUUCAUGGAAAAUUCAGUCAUUUUAUCCCGUUAAGUGUUAAAACAUUCACCACUGCUAUUAAAUGUAAGGUUAAACUUUACCAUUAAAAUCUAUUACAAGAAUCUGCUUCCACGAUGCCAGGAUGCAUUUGUCAUUAUGUAGUUGUCAGAUUGCAUUUCUUGUGGAUCCAAGGGUACUUAUUCCAUCGGAGGGAAAAGAAAUGUUUAAAACUUCUCAGAAGUCACACGUCUAAUAAGCGACACAGGCUUCACUUUGUUCCUUAUUCGGUUUGCAGUUGAUUGAAUCAUGAGUUGCACAAGAAAGUAGGUCUCCCACCUCAUGCAGGCUUCACCACUUGAUCUCUGCACCAGAUUCAGUUCCGUCCAUGAAGUGGAAAACUCAGUUCAUUUGAUUAAUUUGUUCAAAGGUUUACAAUAAAAUUUCAUCAUUCCAUUUGAAAAUUUUGGUGGAAACCUACUAGAGACGUCCAGUAAAACUAAAAUGUCUUUGCAUUUCAGCAACCUCUUAGACGUUAUAUUUAUCUGUGCUCAUUCUCAUCUCACUUCAUUCUUUCUUCAGGAUAAUGCUUUGUAAUCAUUUGUACAGUUUUGCAUGUCAUAAUUGAUCAUUCCCUAUGUUUCUUGGUUGUAUUUUGUUUCUCACUCACUUGACAAAGGUGGAUAUCACUUCAAACAAGGAGGAAUCGUUUUGCACAGAUGUAAGGUCAAUCAAAGACUGGAUAAACUGGCCAAUAAGCAUAUAUGGAGACGUUACUAUAUUAACCUGAUGCUGAUGUAAUUCAAUAAACGGAGGGAAAUGACACACACGGA
Molecule: messenger RNA, 8439 nt
Organism: Cyprinus carpio (common carp)
Lineage: Eukaryota; Metazoa; Chordata; Actinopteri; Cypriniformes; Cyprinidae
Product: serine/threonine-protein kinase MRCK alpha-like
Biological process (GO): peptidyl-threonine phosphorylation; actomyosin structure organization
Cellular component (GO): actomyosin; cytoplasm; cytoskeleton
Molecular function (GO): protein serine/threonine kinase activity; ATP binding
Source: RefSeq, a predicted model, not a curated record